This is a messenger RNA of Erigeron canadensis, 1714 nucleotides long. RefSeq lists its product as uncharacterized. Lineage: Eukaryota; Viridiplantae; Streptophyta; Magnoliopsida; Asterales; Asteraceae. Bases 231 to 1415 code for a protein of 394 amino acids. The record is from RefSeq and is a predicted model, not a curated record. The transcript has 6 exons. Gene Ontology annotation, cellular component: nucleus.
AGAAAAAAGAAAAAAGACACACACAUAUACUACUGUGUGUGAGAGAAAGAGAAAAAGAUAAAGUUUUUCACACACAGAGAGACACAGAGGAAGGAGAGAAAAAAAAAUAAAAAAUCAAUUGAGGGUAAAUAAACAUUUCUGUAUCUAUUGUCUGUAUCUAUAUAGUUAUAAUAAUAAUAAAAAAAUAUUUAUAUGUGUUAAAGAGACAGUGACAGAGAGAGAUAGAGGAAAUGGUGUCUGACCAAGAAAUAGCAAAAGGAGUUGAAGAAAUCUUAACAAGUGAAACAAAACCAUCCUUACAAAACCUAAAUGAUAUGGUGGUUUUUUUAGGUCAUAAAUUAGGGUUUGAUUUAUCUCAUAAAUCCCUUUUCAUUCGUGAUCAAAUUAAUCUUUUUUAUCAUCACCAACAACAACAAUAUUACAACCAACACCACCCACAUUCUCACCCACCGCCGCCGCCACAACAACCACCACCACCACAACAACAACACCCUGUUUCUUUGCCGGGUAUUCGAAAAGACCAUUUUGCCCUUCAACACCAACAACACCCACAUGCUGUUGUUUCUCAGUUUCAGUUUAAUCAACAACAACAGCAGCAACAGCAGCAGGCAUUUCUGUCUCAGUUUCAGCAGCACCCAAGAUUCGCAAUGGGGCAGCAACAGGUGGUUAGGCAGAGGCACCCGGUUGAGCUUAAUUUCGGAACCGCGGUUCAGGGGGUCGUGAGUUCGGGUCCUUUGACGGUGCAGGCGGAAAUGAAAGGGGAAAUGGGUGCAGUGCAGAAUGUCGGAAAAUCGACCGAAAGGCCGAAAAAAGGGGGUUCAGCGGGUACCAAAAGAAGAGGUGGUCCAGGGGGCCUAAAUAAACUCUGUGGUAUUACGCCCGAGCUUCAAGUUAUUGUCGGCGAGUCAGCAUUAUCAAGAACGGAUAUCGUGAAGCAGCUAUGGGCCUACAUCAAGAAAAACAAUCUCCAGGAUCCAGGGAACAAGAGAAAGAUAAUUUGUGAUGAUGCUUUGCGUGUUGUAUUUGAAACGGACUGCACUGAUAUGUUUAAAAUGAAUAAGUUGCUUGCCAAGCAUAUCAUCCGACUCGAGCCUACAAAAGAAUCAUCUCGGAAAAAAUCUAAAGUCAAUACUGAAGCUGCAGCUGAAAGUACAGACAAAGUUCCUGGCCAAGUAACCCAGGUUAUAAUUUCUGAAGCGCUUGCUAAAUGUUUGGGUACUGAAGAAAGAGAUAUGUCUCAAUCAGAGGCUUUGAGACUUGUUUGGGAGUACAUAAAGGUCAAUAAUCUUGAGGAUCCUCAAAACCCAGUAAUGAUUCUAUGUGAUGAAAAGCUUAAGGAGCUCUUUGGAUGUGAAACCAUUUCUGCAAUGGGAAUACCCGAGUUGUUGGUCAGACACCAUUUAUUCAAGCAAUAGUGUUAUCAACUUACAUGGACUGAUAUGCAUAGGAAUUCACCGUCUAAUAGUUUAUGGUUCGCCUGACAUAUUCUCUGAAGAAAAUCGUAGUUUAUUACUAAAGUUUCAGUGUUUUAUGGUUCUGCUGACAUGGUUAGAUGUAACAAGUUGUUUUAAUGUAGAACUCGAAUGAAAUAUGUCCCUGAUUUCGCUUUUCUUGAUUUUAUGUUUAGUUGUUUUCAGUUUGUAAAUGCCUAACCUUGGACAGAAUGUAGUUUGGCUAGUGUUUAGUGGAAUCCUUUUAGAUUCUCUUUGUAAUA